CGACGAACAGUCGGCCUCGAGCUUCAGUCGGCGCGCGCGCAACCUCCCGCACUCCGGUGAAAGGCCGCAUGACUCACAACAACGCCAGACAUGAACGAGUACGUAGAGUACGACUGGAGACUGCAUCAGAUGCAGAAUGAACGCCUCUGCGGCGCAUCCAGGAAACGCCUCACAGACGGAGACAGGCAGCGGGCGCUCGAUGGACUCAAAGAAGCGGUUGACUCGAGUCUCAACCUCGCGCUGCGCGACAAAAGCCGAUGUCAGGACGACAGCUUUCUGCGACGGUUCCUGUACGCUCGGAAACAUGAUGUGCAACAGAGUUUUGAGCUGCUCGUGAACUAUCAUCAAUAUCGCCGAGAGCAUCCGGACUUGUGGGCCUCACCUGACGGUGGCGUGCUCCGUGCGCUAGCGGAUGGAUUGCCAGGUGUUCUCAUAGAACGUGAUCGACGAGGGCGUUGUGUACUAGUUAUGUUCGCGGCAAACUGGACUCCCCACGCGUGUCCGCUGUUAUCCGUGUUCCGGGCUUUGUUAUUAACAUUAGAACGAACGCUCGACGAUGUUCAAAACCAAGCGAACGGAUAUGUUAUCAUUGUUGACUGGACUGAGUUUACGUUUAAACAAUCGUGCAGCUUGCAAGCGAAAACGUUGAAAAUGAUGAUUGAUUGCCUACAAGACUGUAUGCCUGUACGUUUCAAAAGUAUUCACUUUAUUGGACAGCCCUGGUACGUGGAAACCGCUUUAGCUGUUGUUAAACCAUACUUAAAGGCUAAAACAAGGGAAAGGAUAGUGUUACAUGGAAAUAAUUUAUCAACGCUUCACGAUUCCUUACCGUUGGAUAUCCUUCCCGCUGAAUUAGGUGGAGAAGGACCGUCGUAUAACUCAGAACUUUGGUUGCAAGAGUUCUGUAGAUCAGAGAAUAUUGGAACAUCGAUUUCUCAAGCGCCACCGUUGGUUGUCAAGGACAAAGAUGUACCGGCAGGGAAAGUAGAUAAAGCAUAUAAACAGAAGGAUAAUGGAAACUUUUCUUUUAAUUGUAAUGAAAAGAGUGCAAAGUCAGAGCUAUUGCGUGACAAAGAUUGAUAUUAAUUUUUAGUGUUGUGCAUCUUAUUGGGGCGUGUCGAUCGCCGCUCCACUUCGGUGCUACCUUUUGUGAUAACGUGCGCGCUUAAAUUUAGGACACAAAGUGAAUACGAGUGACUGUUUCAUUUAUUAUUACAAGCUGUGUGAUGGAAUGAAAUCAUCAAAUAAAAAGGGCAUUUAAUCGACUCGAGACUAGUUGUUUCGUGGUUGACAAAUUGUUAAUUUACUUUUGUGACAGAAGUGGAAUACGUCUCUUUUUGGUUAAAUACUCUAAGUUUAAUUGUGAUCCAAUUACACAUUGGCCUUGCUUUUCGCGAACGCAUUCGAUAAAAUGUACUCUUUGUUAGUGGGUGACGCAUCCCUCAUAUAAAACUGACUGGAGCGCAUCGUAAUGCACAUAACGGUAAACAGUUCUCAAUACGAACUAUCCGAGUUAACAUCUGUGACAGAAUCCACUUCAAACAACUUUUGUAUCUCAUUUAAUUUAAUCAUUUGUAUUUAUUUAUAAAUUAACAUUAGAGAUAGAUGAAAAAUCUCAUUAAUAUAAUGCUGUAAGGUUAUGACAAUAAUUAGAACUGUACGCUUUAAAUAUUUUUCGAGGCUUAAAGCAUUUAUUAAUGUUAAGUGAUUGUACAAAGGAACUAUUUUUGAUUAAGAUUAUUAACUGACGACCUCUGAUGUCCGCUGAGGACUGUUGAGGUUGUACCGGCACAAAUCUUGAGCGGUAUGCGACAUUAAAGUCUAUUGUGGCAGGUCUAUUGUGUAGACUUAGUGUCGACAUUAAAUUAUUCAGUCUCCGUAAUUUAAAUCCCAAUUUUAUGACACUUUUCAAAUUUGUUGCUCACCCAAAUACUCGAAGUAUUAGCAAAGUACUAGAUUUUCAGUUACUUUUGUAUAAGUAAAGCCACAGGUAAGGUCCAACCAUCAAUUGAGCCUCAAACCCGUUAUUCGGUAGCUCCGAAUCUGCAAAUAUAAUUUUCAGUUUACUUGAAUAUAAUAUUACAAAAGAUAUUGCUCUUGUUCUAAGAAUAAAUGCAAUUGUAUGCUCUCUUAAGACUACGAUGUUGACAUUCAGCUGGCCCAUUGUUAUCAUAACAAUAAUAGAUGUAACUUACAAUGUAAUUAUUCUUUUUAUAACCUAAAGAUACUCAUGAUGUCUGUAAAUAAUAUUUUUGAAUGAAUUCAUCAAACACAUUGUAAUGUUUGCUUUGAUCGCUUAGACAAUUAAGGUGAUUUAUUAUAAUAUAAUAUUUGAAUAAUA
Molecule: messenger RNA, 2341 nt
Organism: Leptidea sinapis
Lineage: Eukaryota; Metazoa; Arthropoda; Insecta; Lepidoptera; Pieridae
Product: clavesin-2-like
Exons: 1
Coding region: 91-1080 (329 amino acids)
Cellular component (GO): membrane
Molecular function (GO): phosphatidylinositol bisphosphate binding
Source: RefSeq, a predicted model, not a curated record